Messenger RNA from Ostertagia ostertagi, 225 nucleotides. NCBI's taxonomy places the organism in Eukaryota, Metazoa, Nematoda, Chromadorea, Rhabditida, Trichostrongylidae. The record is from the annotation of a GenBank genome assembly.
AUGGAUCAACUUAGGCCUAUAGUGGCCUUUUGCCACUUUGUGCAUACUUUAUUAAACUACUUAAGCGGAAAUGUUUGUUAUGUUUUGUUCCAGUGCGUUCUCGUGGUUGUUACACUUAUGUGUACAAUCGCUGCAUCCUCUCUUCAUUUUCAUCGCUAUUUGUGCCAUUUGUGCCUCUGCUGGGAAAGGCCAGGGGCCUUAAGGGUGGCCAAGAACGCCCUUUAA